Lutzomyia longipalpis is the source of this 1380-nucleotide messenger RNA. Its product is annotated as RNA/RNP complex-1-interacting phosphatase. The transcript has 8 exons. The record is from RefSeq and is a predicted model, not a curated record. Gene Ontology annotation, molecular function: polynucleotide 5'-phosphatase activity; protein tyrosine/serine/threonine phosphatase activity. Gene Ontology annotation, biological process: dephosphorylation. The coding region runs from base 176 to 1213 and encodes 345 amino acids. Lineage: Eukaryota; Metazoa; Arthropoda; Insecta; Diptera; Psychodidae.
UCAAUUUUGUUGAACUCGUUGAACGGCAAUUGCAUUUGCAAAUAAAAUUAAAAGUUUUUAACCAAUUUAUUGAUCACAUUUGCAUCGUGAAUAAGUAGUGACACGAUUCUAAAAGAACGAGUGCCUGAAUAUUGUGGAAAUAAAUCAUACAAGUGUAAAAUAAUAAAAGAAAAGAAUGUCUCACAACAGUAUACCCGACAGGUGGUUGAAUUACACCAACGUGGGUCGUCCGAUUGAAGGAUCACCGUUCAUAGCAUUCAAAACACCAUUGGCGGAGAAAUACAACGGAAAACUCGAGAAAUCACAGAGAUUUACUCCUAAGGAUCUGAUAAAGUUGAUUCCCAAGAUUGGGCUUAUUGUUGAUCUAACCGCUACAAAUCGAUAUUACACAGCAGCAGACCUUCCGUCCAAUGUCACUCACAUUAAAUUGACUAUGCAGGGACACGUGUUGCCUGAUGAACACACAGUGAAGAGGUUCAAGCAAAUCAUAUCAGAUUUUCGGAGGGAUAACAAAAAUGAAUCCCUUUUGGUGGGUGUUCAUUGUACUCAUGGCGUAAAUCGAACUGGCUAUAUUAUAUGCAGAUACUUGAUUGAUUGUGCGAAUAUGGAUGCUGACAAAGCAAUCAAAAGGUUUGCCGAAGCGCGUGGUCAUGAUAUUGAGCGAAAAAACUAUACCAAUCAUUUGCGGUCUCUGAAGAAGAAUGAUAUACAAUAUGACAAGCCGAUCAAGCCGAUCAAGCCUGUGGAAGAUGGAGAGUGGAGAGUUGUUGGAAGGCAGAAUCGACAGCGUGAAAAUUGGAGGAGUAACUACAGCAAUGACGAUCGAUAUAGAGACAGAAGGACAGAGAGGAGUAUUGACGCUGGAAGAACGCAUCAGACAUAUCAUCAGAGAUGGAACAGGGAUCAAGGCUAUGAUCAACGAAGGAGCUCAAAUCUUGCCAAAACCUACAAUGAACGAGACAAUCGGGGACAUUUUACAUGGAAAAGUUCACGAAAUGAUGAUUUCAGAAACUCCACUGCAAAGCCAAGCAGGAAUUGGAGGGAGCCUCAGAAAACGAACAGGAGUGUUCCUCAGGGAAGGAACAGGGAUGAUGAUCGGGAGCGGUACAAGAGUUAUCCUCAGGAAAAAUCUCAGUAUAAUUGGAGACGUCAGGAUAGUGAUUCUAGAGACAGUCGACGAAGCAAUUUUAGGAAGCCUCAUACAAGCUACUAAGAAAUUGACUUAAUUUCCCACCUAUCUUGAGUGAUAGAGUAGUUAGUUUUUGAAUACAAAAUUUUUGAAGCGCAAGUAUGAAAUGAAAAAAAAAUGGAUUGAAAUAAAACUUACUGAAAUAAAUCUAAAUACAAAUCUUUGGCAAUUUUUACAACAAAAAAUUCAAU